Puma concolor (puma) is the source of this 1365-nucleotide messenger RNA. It is a transcript of the gene BMP5, whose product is annotated as bone morphogenetic protein 5. Gene Ontology annotation, molecular function: cytokine activity; growth factor activity. Lineage: Eukaryota; Metazoa; Chordata; Mammalia; Carnivora; Felidae. Gene Ontology annotation, cellular component: extracellular region. The record is from RefSeq and is a predicted model, not a curated record.
AUGCAUCUGACUGUAUUUCUACUUAGGAGUAUUGUGGGUUUCCUCUGGAGCUGCUGGGUUCUAGUGGGUUAUGCAAAAGGAGGUUUGGGAGACAAUCAUGUCCACUCCAGUUUUAUUUAUAGAAGACUACGGAACCACGAAAGACGGGAAAUACAGAGGGAAAUUCUCUCUAUCUUGGGUUUGCCUCAUAGACCCAGACCAUUUUCACCUGGAAAACAAGCUUCCUCUGCACCUCUCUUUAUGCUGGACCUAUACAAUGCUAUGGCCAAUGAAGAAAAUCCUGAAGAAUCGGAAUACUCAGUGAGGGCAUCCUUGGCAGGAGAGGCCAGAGGGGCAAGAAAAGGAUACCCAGCUUCUCCCAAUGGGUACCCUCGUCGCAUACAGUUAUCUCGAACGACUCCUCUGACCACCCAGAGCCCUCCUCUAGCCAGCCUACAUGAUACCAACUUUCUGAAUGAUGCUGACAUGGUCAUGAGCUUUGUCAAUUUAGUUGAAAGAGACAAGGAUUUUUCUCACCAGCGAAGGCAUUACAAAGAAUUCAGGUUUGAUCUGACUCAAAUUCCUCAUGGGGAAGCAGUGACAGCAGCUGAAUUCCGGAUAUACAAGGACCAGAGUAAUAGUCGAUUUGAAAAUGAAACAAUUAAGAUUAGCAUAUAUCAGAUCAUCAAGGAAUACACUAAUAGGGAUGCAGAUCUGUUCCUGUUAGACACAAGAAAGACCCAAGCUUUAGAUGUGGGUUGGCUUGUCUUUGAUAUCACUGUGACCAGCAAUCAUUGGGUAAUUAAUCCACAGAAUAAUUUGGGUUUACAGCUCUGUGCAGAAACAGGAGAUGGACGAAGUAUCAAUGUAAAAUCCGCUGGUCUCGUGGGAAGACAUGGGCCUCAGUCAAAACAACCGUUCAUGGUGGCCUUCUUCAAGGCAAGUGAGGUACUUCUUCGAUCUGUGAGAGCGGCGAACAAACGGAAAAAUCAAAACCGCAAUAAAUCCAACUCACAUCAGGACUCCUCCAGAAUGUCCAGUGUUGGAGAUUAUAAUACAAGUGAACAAAAACAAGCCUGUAAGAAGCAUGAACUCUAUGUGAGUUUCCGGGAUCUGGGAUGGCAGGACUGGAUUAUAGCACCAGAAGGAUAUGCUGCAUUUUAUUGUGAUGGAGAAUGUUCUUUUCCACUCAAUGCCCACAUGAAUGCCACCAACCAUGCCAUCGUUCAGACUCUGGUUCAUCUGAUGUUUCCUGACCAUGUGCCAAAGCCUUGUUGUGCUCCAACCAAAUUAAAUGCCAUCUCUGUGCUGUACUUUGAUGACAGCUCCAAUGUCAUUUUGAAAAAAUACAGAAAUAUGGUAGUGCGCUCAUGCGGCUGUCAUUAA